GAGUUUGAAUCGGCUCUUGGAGGACUCGCACGUUCGCUCACUGUGUAUUUGGCGCAGGCGCGCUCCCGUCCCAGCGUUCACUGUAUGCGGGUGUGUGCGCGCAUUGUGUGUGUGAACUGCCGGCGAGCUUAAAAAUAUUAUCGAGCGGCGGGAAUGUCUGGCAGGUCAGUGCGCGCGGAGACCCGGAGCAGAGCCAAAGAUGACAUCAAACGUGUUAUGGCCGCUAUUGAGAAAGUACGAAAAUGGGAGAAAAAAUGGGUGACGGUUGGAGACACUUCACUGCGCAUCUUCAAAUGGGUUCCAGUCACUGAACCAAAGUCAGACGAUAAGAACAAAAAGAAGAAGGGCAGAGAGGAGAAAUAUGGAUCGGAGGUGACGACUCCAGAGAACAGUUCCUCUCCGGGAAUGAUGGACAUGCACGAUGAGAACAGUAAUCAGAGUUCAAUAGCCGAUUCGUCUCCGGUGAAGAUGGAGAACAGCUGUAGCACGAGCCCGACACCAGAGGCCACUGCUGCUGCUCACGCUGAUGGAAACAAGUGCAAGGCAGAACAUACGCCAUCCCCUGACAAAGGGAAUUGUAACUCUACCCUUUCAGAGACCUCAACAAGCAAAAAAGAUCCUCAGUUAUCAGGGGAGAAGGAGUCCCCGUCAGACACCUCGACAAACACUCAGGAAAGUGAAGAUGGUUCCCCACCCACAAAGAAGAGUAAAGUGGAAUCAUCUUCUCAGGACUUAGAUAACUAAAGCUGACUAGUUUGCUCCCACUUGUUUCAAACACAUCACUGUCACAAACCAAUGAGGAAACACGACCCACUCGACCAACCAUUCCUGAUCUUCAAGUACAGCUUCACCCGGUUCUUCAUCUUCUCACCUGGAGCGAACGUUUGCAGACGCCACUGUGCCGUUGGCUCGAGGCCGACGGCAAACACUGACCUGAUCCUGUGAGAAACCUGCAGCCUCGCUCCAUCCGACUCAUGCACGAUAUACAGCGUUAGUUUAACAGUACUGAGAGUGAAUGCACUGCAUAGAUUUGUCAAGAUAAAAGAUGGAUUUGCUGCUGUGAUCAUCUUUGUUUUAAGUCUUUUAUUAUUUAAUUCAAUGACUCUACUAGUUGUUUUUCUAACUACUUUGCAGGUUGUUGUUCGGUUUUAGUGCAGGUGUUUGGUUUGUUCAUAGAUUCUCUACUGGUUUGUGUGCCUUCUGGCUCCAUGAUGUGUGCGCUUUUUAUUUUUUAUUUUUUUGUGACUUUUGUUUUUUUAAGCUUUCUAAAGCAUCACUGCUUUUUAAGGGGAGGAAAUCGUUUUUGUUACAUGUCAAAAAUGACUCAAUAUAUACCUCAUUUCCAAACCAGCUGAGCUGGAACUUAAUUCUUGAUUGAUGGAUAAUAAAUCCAAUUCACUGAACACAAUCUGGCAGUUUUUAAAUGAUGUCAUUUUCAACAAUAAAUCCACUCUGACUUCAAUGUGAUGUAGCAACGUACAAGGAACUCGCAAUGAAAUACUCUAGAUAAAUUGGGACCAUGUUUUCUUGAAAUUAUUUUGUCUUGUACAGCUGAUGAAUUAUGGUUUUAUUUAUUUCAUCAUUAGUGCUUGAUUUUAGCAUAUUCAAUUUGUUUUAAUAAAAAAUGUUAACUAAA
Messenger RNA from Labeo rohita (rohu), 1636 nucleotides. RefSeq names its product B-cell CLL/lymphoma 7 protein family member A. Bases 154 to 744 code for a protein of 196 amino acids. Lineage: Eukaryota; Metazoa; Chordata; Actinopteri; Cypriniformes; Cyprinidae. The transcript has 6 exons. The record is from RefSeq and is a predicted model, not a curated record.